AUGCUGAAGCGGGAGAUCUCCAAGAAGCCCGAGAUCACGCAAGGAGAGCGCGACACCAUCUCGAACAAGCUGCAGGACCGCGUGGCGCGGAGAAAGCUGGAGGAGGAGAAGGAGAAGGAGCACAUCGCGGUGGAGGAGGAAGAGAUGCAGAUCGCCAUCGAAGAGCAGCACGGAGCUAACCCGUUCUACACCUACGCGAAUGAGAAAUGUGGCGGUGCCACAACGGCGGAUUUCGACUUCCAGAUGGACUACCUGCCGAAGGACUGCUUUGCCUUUGGCUUCGUGGAGCCCAUAUCUGUUGAAGGCCAGAAGGGCUUCCUUCAGAUCGACAAGAGGAGCUUCGUGCAGUGCACCAAGAUGCAGCUCCAGCCGAACGGCGGCUCCAGCAACAAACUCAACACCUACGGGCUCACGCUCUCCUUCUGCUGCCCCAGCCUGCCCCAAAGUGAGCCGGGGGGUGGCGCCGUCUCCGCCGCGCGCAUCAACAUCCACUACGCGAUUGCCGACAUCUACUUCGUGUAUGCCGGGAAGGAGAAAGGGGACCAGAAGCAGCACACGCACGAGUUCAAGUUGGAGCCUGGAGAGCACAUCACCGAGAUCCAGACUCGCUAUGGCGUUGGCGAGUUGGGCUUCUGA
Molecule: messenger RNA, 636 nt
Organism: Symbiodinium sp. CCMP2456
Lineage: Eukaryota; Dinophyceae; Suessiales; Symbiodiniaceae
Source: the annotation of a GenBank genome assembly